CAGUACCCGCAUGGCAUGAAACUCGCGCUGAUCAUGGUCUCGCUUUUCCUGAGCGCCUUCCUCGCCGCUCUCGAUAGGACUAUCUUGGCCACAGCCAUACCCAAGAUCACAGACGAUUUCAACUCCAUCGGCGACAUUGGCUGGUAUGCCUCUGCAUUCCUUCUGACCGGAUGCUCAUUUAUGCUCUUUUUCGGCAAGCUGUACACUCUGUACGACAUCAAAUGGAUCUUCUUGACUUGCAUUGUUAUCUUCGAGGCUGGCUCCGCGAUCUGUGGCGCUGCACCGACCUCUAACACUUUGAUCGCUGGCCGUGCGGUCGCGGGCCUGGGCUCUGCGGGCAUGUUCUCUGGCAUCGUCAUUAUGGGGACUCACAUUGUUCCGCUGAGAAAGCGGCCACUGUUCCAAGCUGUCUUUGGUGCAGUGUUCGGAAUCUCUUCCGUUAUUGGUCCUCUCCUUGGAGGUGCCUUCGCCGACCGCGUUUCGUGGCGAUGGUGCUUUUACAUCAAUCUCCCUAUCGGCGGAGUUACAAUAGUCAUCCUCAUGCUAUUCCUCAAAAUAAACUUCCCCGUCCGCGCUAAGGAGAUGUCGUAUCGCCAACAGCUCAACGAGCUCGACCCCCUCGGCACGAUCAUCUUCCUCCCAGCAUGCGUCUCUCUCCUGCUCGCCUUGAAAUGGGGCGGCACCGAGAAGCCCUGGAACAACAGAGACGUAAUCGCCUGUCUCGUCCUCUCAGUCGUCCUCUUCAUCGCCUUCAUCAUCGUCCAGUGCAUCAAAGGCGAGAUCGCCACGGUGCCCCCUCGAAUCAUAAAACAACGAAGCAUUGCAGCAGGCCUCUGCUACUCCACCUGCAGCGGCGGCGCCCUCCUGAUCAUGGUAUUCUACGUCCCCAUCUGGUUCCAGAGCGUCCGGGGCGUUUCAGCCGUGCACUCCGGCAUCGACGUCAUCGCCAUGGUUCUAUCUCUCUCCGUCGGCGCACCGACCGGUGGCAUAUUCACCUUCAAGACCGGCUACUACGUCCCCUGCAUGUUCGCCUCCACCAUCAUAGCCUCCAUCGGCGCAGGCUUGAUCACGACCUGGGAUGUCGACACUAGCCGAGCGAAAUGGAUCGCCUACCAAUUCCUCUUUGGUUACGGGUUUGGCAUCGGCAUGCAGCAGCCCAACAUGGCUGCGCAGACCGUGUUGCACAAGAAGGACGUCCCUAUUGGAUCUUCGCUGAUAUUCUUCGGACAGUCGCUGGGCGGCACCAUCUUCGUGUCGGUCGGUCAGACAAUUUUUACUAAUACGCUAAAGGACAAUCUGAUGGCGAUUGGCGGGCUGAGUGUCGCCGCUAUUCUUAAGGGAGGUGCGACGAAUCUGAAGCAGAUCGUGCCGCCUGAGAAGCUCGCGCAGGUAUUGGUGGGCUAUAAUGAUGCGCUGAUCAAGACAUUCUAUGCUGCGCUGGCACUUGUGUGCGCUGGGAUUGUCGGGGCGGCUACGAUGGAGUGGAAGAGCAUUAAGAAGGGCGAGGGACAGUUUGCAAAGAAGGGAGCCGAGUCUGGACCGAAAGAGACCGGACCUCAGGUGACUACUACUGAGACUGAGAAAGUUUGAAAGCGCGGGCAAUCGUGAUCCGCUAGGGGAGGAAGAAGUAAAAGGGACCUGACUCUAGACUUCCAGCGACCGGACCUGAAGCCACUUCUGCAGAGGAUGGGACAGCGUGAGCGGAUGUACAUACUCUGGGUUUUUGGUACCAUGGAUUGAUACCUUUGAGUAUAUUUCUGGGUGUAAUAUAUGGGUGGUGUUCUGGAGACUAUGGGGAAUACCAGGUACGUUGGCCUACAGAUGGGUCGGCGGAACGUGUACUAUACUGUAUGUUUACUGGACGGGUACAUGGUGUACAUAUUGCCCUCCACUCGAAAAAGUCGAAUAUAACUGCAAAGGCAGAUGAAUCACCUCUU
This is a messenger RNA of Mytilinidion resinicola, 1937 nucleotides long. Its product is annotated as MFS general substrate transporter. Gene Ontology annotation, molecular function: transmembrane transporter activity. Lineage: Eukaryota; Fungi; Ascomycota; Dothideomycetes; Mytilinidiales; Mytilinidiaceae. Bases 16 to 1590 code for a protein of 524 amino acids. The transcript is spliced from 3 exons. The record is from RefSeq and is a predicted model, not a curated record. Gene Ontology annotation, biological process: transmembrane transport.